UCAGUGAGAGUUUGCGAUCCCGCGGGUACGGUCGAAACUGACGGGAUUUUUGAUUUGCUUCGCCGUUACGUGUUUCCGUUUCGCGAUUCGCGUUCUGUGCGAUACGUUGUUUAAAACACACACACAACAACCACCACAAAAUAAAAUAAAAAAUAGAUAAAUAGAAAUAUUAUUAUGAAAAUAUGUAGUGUGUUUUCGUUUAAUUUUAUGAAAUGUGAAAAGCAACAUGAGAAUGUGGCUAUCGAAAUUGCGCAUACGCCGCGUUGAUUACAUUUGAGCCAGAAAAACCCCCCUCAAAAAAAAGGAAGCGAAAUUCCCAAAACGCGUUCAAUGAAAACGAAAACUGAAUACGCGCUGCGCUGCGUUUUUUGGGUGUGAUUAUUGUCGCGUGUGUGUCGCGUAAUCUCAGCACGUUACUAGCUGGCAAAUCAGCCUCUGCGAAAAUCUGUAAACGGACACAACUGAAAAUGCCAAAUUAAAUCAAAUUAAUAUAUGCACAAAUAAGCCACGUUAACAACAACGACAACAACAACAAUAGCAACAAAUGCUUCGAGUGCUGUGCGUGUGUAUAAAACUGUAGAGCAGCCCCGAAAGUAGGCAACUGCCAAACACACUCAGCCACCCACACACACACAUACACACAUCUACACCCACACACACAUAUUCUCAUACAUUCGGCCUCUCGUCAUUGGCAUUCUCGAACUGCUGAAGCUGCCAGCACUUCAGACACAAGCCGCACUCUCUUGCAUCGAAACACACACACACAAACACGCGCACCCAUACACACAUACACAUCAACACACACAGAAUCAAAGAGCGAGGCAAUCAACAUGCGCCUGUCUGUCAGCUGCCUGUUGUCUCUGUUGCUGUGCCUCCUCCUGUCCACAUUCAAUGGCCAUGCGGCGGCAGCAACACGUGCUCGUGUCAGCUCCUCGACGACAAUGACGCGCAACAUUGAGGAGGAGAAUGCUUUAUUAAAUCUAUUGGCCGGUCCGCCCGUACUCUCGGAAUCCAUAAUUGGCACCCUAGGACGACUGCCCUGCAAUGUGACGCCGCCCAUCUAUGAGGAUCGUGUUGCUUUGGUCAUCUGGUACAAGGUUGGACUGAAAACUCCCAUCUAUAGCGUCGAUACACGCGACUCGAACUUUGCACAGGGGACCCACUGGUCGGAUGAAACGUAUCGGGAGCGGCUGUCCUUUUACGUGGAAGGACGUGCUGGCACGCUUACCAUCAAGUCAACAUCUGAGGACGACACCGGCGAGUAUCGUUGUCGUGUCGACUUUCAAAAGAGCCCAACACGCAACUCCAAAGUGAAUUUAACUGUCAUAACUCCGCCCGAGUCAAUCAUCAUACUGGACAGCAAGGGUGCCACCAUCAUGGAUCACACUCUGGGCCCCUACAAUGAGGGCUCCAGCGUGAACGUCACGUGCGUGGCCAUUGGCGGUCGCCCCCAACCGAGGGUUACCUGGUGGCACGGCAAUACAAUGUUCAACAGCUCCGGCAUGGGCAAUCCGCUCUCGGAGCGACGUGUGGGCAAUGUGCUAUCGUUGGCCAAGCUCAAGCGCAAGAAUCUUCACAUGCAGCUGACGUGCCGAGCGGAGAAUAAUAAUUUGACAUCGCCAAUUAUCAGCAGCAUCGUGCUCGACAUGAACUUGCGUCCGCUGAUUGUUAAGCUACAGGGAGAGAAUCGACCGCUUUCGGCUGAGAACUCUUAUAAGCUCAGUUGCGAUGUCAUCGGCUCACGUCCAGCACCGACUGUUACAUGGUGGAAGGGCAGCACGCCCAUGAAGAAUACGCAAGAGACGGAAAAAUCUGAUGGUAAUAUGACCACAUCGGUGCUGACAUUCACGCCCACCAUCGACGAUCGGGGCAAGUUUCUCUCGUGCCGCGCCGAACAGGGCAUGAUACCAGAGUCUGGCAUGGAGGAUGGCUGGAAAUUGGACAUCUAUCACAUUCCCGUUGUCAGUUUGGAACUUGGCACAAACUCUUUGAAUUCGACAUUACGCGAAGGAGUCGAUGUCUUCUUUGAGUGCAACAUCAAAUCGAAUCCAUGGAUCUACAAAGUCAGCUGGCGCCACAACGGCAAAAUUUUGGAGAGCAACCCCGCCGAAGGCAUCGUGGUGGCCAAUCAGAGCCUUGUCCUCCAGAACGCCAGCAGAGCCAGGACUGGCAUUUACACGUGUGUCGGCAGCAAUCGAGAGGGCGACGGCGAAAGCAAUCCAGUCCAGUUGGACAUACGCUUUGCACCCGUGUGCCGUGCCAAACAGCGAACUACUUACAGUUCGGGCCGGCAGGAGACGGUUAAAGUUGCAUGCGAAAUCGAUGCGAAUCCCCCGGAGGCAACAUACGUCUGGAAAUUCAAUGCAAGCCAAGGCGAGGUCGCCGAUAUACCAGCAUCACUCGUCGCCGUCGACCGUGGACGCAGCGUGGCCCACUACACGCCCAUGAUGGAGAACGACUAUGGUACUCUGUUGUGCUGGGCCAGCAACGAAAUUGGCGAUCAAAGUGAACCCUGCGUAUACACAAUAACCCCAGCAGGCGAACCGGAUCCAUUGCUAAACUGUACGCUGCUCAAUCAGACAUCGUCAGGCUUCCAAAUCGAGUGCAUCGAAGGCUUUGAUGGUGGACUGCAGCAGGACUUUAUCAUGGAAGUUUAUGUGAAUGGCACAACACGCUAUCCAAAAAUUUACAAAUCAAAGAAGCCGUACUUUGAGGUGAGCGGUCUGGUGCCCGGCAUGGGAUACAAUGUCUUCCUCAUUGCGCACAACAGCAAGGGUCGCAGCAAUGCGACUAUAUUGCAGGUCUACACGCUGAAGGAUCCCGAGAAGCAAACGGUUAAAAUAACAUUUACCCAGACUUACCAAGCUCUUAAGCCUGCUUAUGGCAUAACAACAAAAACUAAGACACCAACUGCAACAAUUAUAACAGAGACAACCACAACAUCAGCUAAACAACCAACAAGUGAUUGUGUUUGCGAUGAGGAUGAGUUUAUGAGCGUGGGCAACGGGGCGUAUGAUGAAGACUAUUUGCCAGCCUAUGCGCCCGUCAUCGAGGACAUCCGGCCAUUCCUUGGCAUACUGGCUGGCAUUGUGGGCAGCAUAUUUCUGGUGGCCAUCAUCAUUGCCGUUGUGGUGCGUGUUCGCGGCUCGUCUGGGCGCGAUCGCAAUAAUUACUCGCAUCCGGGCAAUGGCGGCAGCAGCAGCAGCACAGCGAAUGGCAACGGCAACCUCGGCAUUCUUGGCAGCAACAACAAUGGCAGCUUGGGCAUCGGUACGUUGGCCCACAAUGGUGGCCAAUCAGUGCAGGAUAUGCAUCGCAUUGGCCGGGAGACGUGUCAUGUGACGAGCAGCCUCGACAGCAUUGAUAAAAAUCCCGACAUAAUACCACAAGAUGGGCACGAUGUGGACGACGAGUGGACGACAAAGGGACAUGGUCGUGCCUAUGCAACGGCAGCGUUGGCUGAACAAAAUGCGGUGAUUGCGUCCACAACAUACGAUCACAUUAUGCCCACGUAUGCGGUGGUCGAUAAAAAGAAUGGUCCUCCGACAGCGCAUGGUCCGUACAUACAGUAUAAUACGCUUAUACCCGUUAGCAAAAUGGGCGCUUAUGCCAAUCAGCAACAGCAGCAGCAUCAGCAACAGCAGCAGCAGCAACAUCAGCAACAACAUCAGCAGCAGCAGCACCAACAGCAACAGAAGACUGAGCUCAGCUACAGCGAGUUUGCAGCCCCACUGGUGGGCAGCGCCGUCGGCGUCGGUGUCCAGCGCUUAACGCCCUAUUGCAGCGCCACCUUGGGACGUCCAAGGCAAUCGGAACUGAAGCGAGCCGAGCCAAACAUCUACUCCCAGGUAAAUGUUAUGAUGGAUGAUGAUAUUUUGGCUGACUGGCAGGCGGCCACGGCGUCCGGUAGCAGCUAUGUGGCCGGCGCUGUGGUCGAUAAUGUGGGCGGCACCGGUGCAGGUCUCUUCAUGCAGGGCUAUGGGACGCGUAUCGAUUUGGCACAUCAUCCAAUGUACUCAACGAGUCCCAUGUUCGGAACGAACAGCACCAUCACCGGUGUCACUAUGUCCCAUCCAUCACAAUUGGCCACCUUCUCGCCGACGCCGCCGCCUCCCAUAUUUGCGCACAGCGUGGUCACCACUGGCGAUGGGCUGCUGCAGCCAGUGACGUGCAUGGGCCUGGUGGCCACAUCUUCGGCAGCAGCAGCAGCGGCUGGCAAUGGGCCCGUCCAGCAGCAGCAUCAGCAGCAGCAGCAGGCAGCGACAACCGGCGGAAACGGAAGCAUCGUUGGCGUUAACGUUGGCGUGGGAGUUGGAAUGGGCCUUUAUGGCAGCGAUGUGGCCAAGCCACAGCUUUUAAAGACCGUGCCCGAGGAGCUGCAUCAUCAACUGAAUGGCGAAGAAGUGCUCAUUACCCAGGAUCGCAAUCAUGGAACGGGAACGCGAUUUUGACGCUAAAUGAAAAAGUAGAGCCAACGAUAUAAGCCAGAAACAAAUCAAAACCGAAAGAAAACAAAAUAAAACCAAAAAUACUAAUAAUAAAGAUUCAGAGGAAAGAAAAGGGGAUUGGGGAUUGAGAUUGGACAAAACCUAGUGAAAAUUGACUAUAAGUUAUGUGAUGUGCGCGGAAAGAAUUUAAAUCUGAAAUCAAACUGUCGCCAAAGCAUUUAGGGGGAAUUAGAUGAUGAACAGAUGAACAGGUAAAAGGCAAAACAGGGGCGGGGAGGGGUGCAUAAAAUGAAAGCAUUGCGCACUGAAGAAAUGUCUAGCACUUUUUAAAGCAGCAAAAAACGAAAACAAAAACGAUGAGAAAUGCGCAAAAUAAUGUAUAGAAUUUCAAAUAAUAAACUAUGCAAAGUGAAAUGUUUAAGGAAUGCGAACUAAACGCAGAGAGGAAAACGGAAAACACACUGAGAAAACUAUGAAGAAAUUUUCCAUUAAUUUUAAGCUCCCGUGUAAAAAAAAUUGAAUACUUACCAUUUAGAGCUCUAAUUAAUAUUCAAUCCAUUUAAAUGAUAAUUACCUUAGCUGUACGAUGUGAACACUGGAAUGAAUUGUUAAUGUAUUUUUAAAUAACAGCUUUAAGCGUCAGAAUCUAGAAACUUUUAGCUAAUUAAAAUUGAGAAGUGAGUGGAAGGGGAAAGUGUAAUAGAGAGAAAGAGUGGAAAUGAAUAUGAAAUUGAUUAUUGUUGUUAAUUUAUGUUUGUGUUUAUAAGUAAAACGAAAACCCCCAAAGGACAUUAACAUUUAGCUUGAUCUUAAGGCAUAAAUACAAUUUAUUACAAAUAAAUCAAAUUCGUCUAAUCCUAAGGCUCACUUAGCAUAGCGAAACGGAAAUGUAAUUACCAGAUUUGUCAGAGAAAAAAAAACACACACACACAUAAAGAAUUUAAAAGCAAGCUCAAAUAAGUGAACUUAAUAAUAAAUGGUUAACUUAACAGAAAUUAAUUCAAUUUAGCAUCGCAAUGAUUGCAUUUUAUACGUAACACACACAGGCGAAGGAAAUCUUCCAAGUGGGUAAAAACAAA
Drosophila sulfurigaster albostrigata is the source of this 5527-nucleotide messenger RNA. Its product is annotated as nephrin. Gene Ontology annotation, molecular function: protein binding. The transcript is spliced from 21 exons. NCBI's taxonomy places the organism in Eukaryota, Metazoa, Arthropoda, Insecta, Diptera, Drosophilidae. The coding region runs from base 831 to 4451 and encodes 1206 amino acids. The record is from RefSeq and is a predicted model, not a curated record.